This is a messenger RNA of Dermatophagoides farinae (American house dust mite), 4101 nucleotides long. RefSeq names its product tuberous sclerosis 1 protein hamartin (gene Tsc1). Lineage: Eukaryota; Metazoa; Arthropoda; Arachnida; Sarcoptiformes; Pyroglyphidae. Gene Ontology annotation, cellular component: TSC1-TSC2 complex. The record is from RefSeq and is a predicted model, not a curated record. Gene Ontology annotation, biological process: regulation of cell cycle; negative regulation of cell population proliferation; negative regulation of TOR signaling.
AUACGGGCAAAAUUUAUAGUCUAUUUUUGUCUCUAGUCUUUAUUAACCUGUCAAGAAUUUAAGAUAAUGAGAUAAAAAAUAUGAAUUAUAUCAAUAAUUAAGGUAAAUUAAAGACAAAAAACUUUUCAUUAAUUCGUCCAUCACUAUCGGUUGGUGGUUUCUGUGUGUGUGUGUGUGUGCAUAAGAUGACAGAACGAAUGGUUGCUGUAUGUUUUGUUUAUAUUAAUAGAAAAAAAAACUCGAAGCAUUUCUGAUUUGUGAAAAACAGCUGCUGCUGCCAGCUACACCGGAUUUUCAUGAAUUUCUAGUCUGGCUUGUUUGUUCUCUCUUGCGUUGUCUUUCGAUUUAUUUUUUUUUGUUGUUCAUUUUUUUCUUGUUAUUCGUUUGUGUCAUCAUCGUCAUCAUCGUAAUCAUCAUUUGAUAUUGUAUUUGUCAGCUGGAACAAGAAUUUUGAAAUAAUAAUGGUUAAUAAUAAUAACAACAACAACGCCAAUAAUAAUAAUAAUAAUAAUAAUAAAAUUCAAAUGCAAGAAUUAUUAUCGAAAAUUCAAAAAGUUUCCAAUAAUGAGGAAUUUGAAUCAUUAUAUGAACAGAUAUUUGAAUUAUUGGAUGAGAGUAAACACAAAACUCAUGAACGUCAUUUUAAAGAAAGUUUCGUUGAAAAAUUAGUGGAUCUUUAUCUACAAUCAUUUUCGGAUCGUGUAUUUAAAAUUCUUGUGGGAAUUUCAACACCAUUGGACGAGUGUCUGUUUAAUAUUUUGAUGAAAAAAAUUACCGUUCAAUGUAUUGUUGAAAAACGGUUUGCUGUUUUUAUUCUCAUUUCCAACAUUGUUCAUCGGUCACCAUCAUGGCUACCGAGCAUUAUCAACAUGCCUUUAUUGAAUUGUUUUUUCAACAUUUUAAAGAAUGAUCGAGAAAUAGUUAUACUUGCGAUAUCUGCAUUGAUUCUGGUGGAAUUGCUUGCAGCAUUACCUUGUUUAAUGGCACAAUGUCUUGAAGAUAUAUUCGUUUGUUUUUCACGUUUAUCGACAUUUCUUUAUAAAGGAAUGUCGUCGUUUCAACAUGCUGCUAGCAACAAGAAUGGUUCAACCGAUAGAAAAAAUCUAUCAUUCCUCAAUUUGAAUUCUAUUGUCUAUCGUGUCUUCAUUCGGCUGUAUGCAAUAUAUCCUUGUAAUUUUCUUGAAUAUCUUAAAACUACUUAUGGAAUGGGUUGCAGUAAAGAGAAUAGUGCUGUAUUUCGACAGAUUAUUCAGCCAAUGUUGAAUAAGAUUCGUUUCCAUCCAUUUCUUAUAACUGCAUCAAAAGAUCGUGAAUGUGACAAAACUCGUUGGUUUUAUAAAGAACCUCAUGAUAUAUUGGAAGAAUGUGGACAAUAUUCCAUUGAUCCAAUUGAAUCAUCAUCAUAUUUUGUUGAAGAUGUUUCACAAUUUUACGAAUUUCCAUCCAAACAAGAUGAUGAUGAUGACGAUGAUGAUGAAAUAACCGGUAACCACCACCACCAUCAACAACAAGAACCAUUCUAUCCAAUGGAUCAAUCGAAUGCUAUUUUCUCUGAACUUAGUGAAGCAAUCAACAACAACGAAAGGGAACAAAAUUUAUCAUCACUUAGUUCAUUGAAACAUAGUACUCAUUUGGUAAUAACGAACAAAACAGAUUCGGAUAAUCUUGAAUCGGCACAAGAAGCAAUAGAUAUGAGCCAGAAAAUUGUCUCGUCAUCGACAUUUAUUGAUGGUGAACACCAACAACUACCAUCUGCAAUGAAUAGUGAAAAAAAGAAUCUUGUCAAACCUGUAGCAAUAUCGGCCAAUGCAGCAAAAGCAUCGUUGAAUUCUAUGCAGAAGAAAAAUAUCAAUAAAAAACAGCCCUGUUUUUCACCUUUCGAGCCAAUCAAAGAAAUUGGUAAUGUUGCUGUUGCUGCUGCUGUUCAAACAAAUAAUUUGAAACAAAAUGAUCUGAUGACAUCUUCUUCGAAACAAUCAUCACCGAUCGAUAAUCAUUUAUUUAACUCAACUCAACGUAAUCACUAUAAUUUGAUCGAUCAUCACAGCGCUGAAAAUGAUGAUGUUGAUAUUGAAAUAAUAAGUUAUAAUCUAGAAAAUGGAAACAGUACCAAAUUGCCCAUUAGCAAUACAAAAAAUCAAACUCAAACCAAAUCCAACAAUCGUAAUGAAUUCACUUCAUUCGACGACGAUGAUAAAUGUACACCCAGUAAUGAUGAUGAUAAUGGUAAGAAUCAAAUUCAUGAUUGUAUUGCAAUUGGCAAAUUGAAUGAUGAAUUGAUUGCGAAUGUUAAAUCAUCAUUCAAACAAUUGAAUACUCGUAUUCGUUAUCAAAGUAAUUGUCAAGCGGAAACGGGUCGAUAUGAUGAUGAUGAUGAUUUUGGAUACAGUAAAUCAUGUCCUAUGCUUUAUUUUGAAAAUGUCGAUGAUUCAUUCGAAAUCAUAAAAGAUGGUCCAAAUAUUAAAGAUAAACAAAAUGUAAUACAAUACAGCAAUACUAGCCAAGAAACGAGACGAAAAUAUUCGCUGGAAAAAUCUCAACGUGUUAAUCUAAUAUUGGAUGAUCCGAAUGCCGGAUUGAAACAAACGUCAACAUCUGUGGCGAAUAAAACAUGUAAAUCUGUAGAUUUUACAAAAGAAACAAAAUCAUUGUCAUCUGCAAAAAAUGUUAAUUUCAAUCGAUUGUUGCAUGAAUCGAAACGACAUCUAUUUCUAUCAUCAUCAUCAUCGAUUGAUUUUCAGACACCAGCCAAAUUGGAAUUUAGUUCGCCACAUGAACUAUUGGAUAGAACAUUAUCAACAUUGAGUGAAUUUUAUCUUAAAGAUUCAUCAACAGCAAAUGAACCAUGUCAUCUUUCAGCCGAUGAUCCACAUGAAGAUUCUAAUCAGACAAGUCGUCGUGAUUCAAUAUUGAACACAAAUUCAAGUGCAAGUAGUAGUGUUGAACAUAUACCAUCAUUGAAUUAUUUGAAUUCCAACCCAAAUGAAGAAGACAUGAGAAAAAUUCUUGCCAUUAUGUAUGCACAACUGGUUUUCGAACGUCAUCAACGAAAUAUGCAUGUUAUUCGAAAUCGACGUCUGUAUAAAAAAUCCAAAGAAUGUAUCCAAUUGGAAGAGCAAUUUAAAUCGAUGCAAGCUCAAGUCAAAUCACUUAUGAAAGAAAUUGAAUUGAUGAAAUCCAAUUCUGAACGUAAUUCAUUGAAAUUUGAAAAGGAAAGACGAUUAUACGAUAACGAGAUUGGGAAGCUGCAGCAAACUUUGAAUAAAUAUAAAAAUGAUUAUGAAGAAUUAUUGAAUGAAAAAACAAGUUUAGAGCUUCAUUAUCGGUUAGAGAUCGAUGGUUUGAACAAAAAUUUCCGCUCCAAAGAAGUGGAGUUGAAUAGAUUUCUUUGUAAUUUUGAUAAAAAUGUUGAUCUAAUGAAAUUGGAACAAGAGAAUCUGGAGCUGAAAAAUCGAAUGUUUUUAUUGGGUGAAUUUUGUGGCAAAAUCAGAAGUGCUUAUUCCCAUAUGAAAUCUGCACCAGAAAUAAACGAUAAAUUUAUCUAUGAAGCAUUACGAUUCGAGAAUGAAGAUCUACAAAAACGAAAUACGGAUCUUGGUUCACAAUUGAAAUUCUUCAUGGAAAAAUGUCAAACAUUGGAAAAUCAAAUCAAACAAAUUGAACCGAUGCACAAGAAAAAAAUUGCUGCCGAAGAAUUGGAAUUUAUACGAGAAUGUCUAAAGGUUAAAGAGAAUGAGAACGAUGUUCUAAAAACGUUGGUAGUCAACUAUGAGGCUCAUAUCAAAAAAUUGAACGGUGAAAUGAUUGCGUUGAAAUUAUCACCCGAUAAUAAUGUAAUAUCAAAAUGAUCCGGUUCGGUGUUCGGAAGUUUUGCAAUCCAAUCGAUCGAUUGAGAUGACAAUUGGGCUAGUCAUACAUACACCACACACGUACCGAAACUAUUGUAUAACAAUCGACGAAGCCACACGAAAUGAUUCUUUUUUCCAUCCUUUUAACAAAAAAACUGACGAUCAUCGAAGCGUUAAAAGUUAUUUUUUCUUGUAUCAUGAUCGUAUCAAUGAAUGAUGAAUGAAAACAAUAAAUAAAAAAGAAAUUAAAAAA